Molecule: messenger RNA, 3209 nt
Organism: Psammomys obesus (fat sand rat)
Lineage: Eukaryota; Metazoa; Chordata; Mammalia; Rodentia; Muridae
Gene: Sntg1
Product: syntrophin gamma 1
Exons: 19
Coding region: 975-2528 (517 amino acids)
Cellular component (GO): dystrophin-associated glycoprotein complex; intracellular anatomical structure
Molecular function (GO): protein binding; structural molecule activity
Source: RefSeq, a predicted model, not a curated record
UCGUCUUAUGUAAUUAAGGACCCACGAGCUUUCCGAAGCACCUCUACAGUUUGCACAGUGCUCAGCUUCUCCCCUCUCCUCUCUCUCUCUCUCUUCCUCCCCUCUCUGCCCUGCCUCUUUCUCUCUGCCCCCAGCCCCGUGCGCGCCUGUGCGCGCGCCCAUGUUCGUGCGUUCUUUUUCAUUUCUACCAUUAGGAAACCCACUCAGAGUCACUGUGAACUCAGAAGAGGCUCAGCUCUUAUUUCCCACGGAUUUCUGCCUCUCCGGAAACGCUGCCAGCGUAUACAUAUGAGAGUGUCAAGCUGGAGAGACCAGAAAUGAGACACGCAGGAGAAAAGGCAAAGCUGGAAGUCUGGAAGCAGCCUUAGCAGGGGUGUUGGAGCUGGCAUCUGUUAAGCGGUCCCAGUCCCCUCGCUUCAGCACCGGAAGGAAUGGACAGCGCCUCCCAGCUGGGCCGCAGCCUCCCGGACCCAGCUGCUGUCCUCGCAGCCAAGCCACUGUCCUCCACAAGAGCUCUUAGCAGCUAAAAGGCGGUGCCGCCGGUUCCCUUCCUUGAUGGACGAAAACCAGCCCUCCUCAUCCUCUGACACUCAUAGCAACCCGGCUCCACGGAGUUAAAGUCUAGGCAGCAACUUCAAGAAUACGUUUCUAAACGGGGCUGGGGGCGAAAUGCAGGCAGAAGAGUGGAGUCGAAGUUCUUAGAAGCACCAAGGAACCAUGGGAGCUGCAGCAGGAGUUGACAUACUCAAAGGCCAACAGUUUUUUAAAUAAGAACGUCCCCGAGUGGAUUGCGGCUGUUGUGGAGAUAGCUUUGGGAGAGGUUGGAGAUCCUAAACCCCAACGUUAAGAGAAGCUGGGAAGACCUCAGUUCCUCUGCUCAGCAGGUCUGACGUGAACGCAUCUGCGGCUGUAAGAACCAGCGGUCAUCCUGGGUCCCUGCAGCCAAGACCACAUCCUUCACAGUGCCACAGCACAUGGAUUUCAGAACUACCUGUGAGGAGACGAAGACAGGGGUUUGCUUGCUACAAGAUGGUAACCAGGAACCUUUCAAAGUUCGGCUUCACCUCGCCAGAGAUCUGCUGAUGCUACAGGAACAGGAUGUGCUAUGUGUGUCUGGUGAGCCUUUCUAUUCUGGUGAAAGAACGGUGACCAUCAGAAGACAGACAGUAGGAGGAUUUGGAUUAAGCAUAAAGGGAGGUGCAGAACAUAACAUUCCAGUUGUCAUUUCCAAAAUCUCCAAGGAGCAAAGAGCGGAGCUGUCAGGACUGCUUUUCAUUGGCGAUGCAAUUCUCCAGAUAAAUGGAAUUAAUGUGAGGAAAUGCAGACAUGAAGAAGUGGUUCAGGUUCUUCGGAAUGCCGGGGAGGAAGUGACGCUCACAGUGUCAUUUUUAAAAAGAGCACCUGCUUUCCUCAAACUCCCACUGAAUGAAGACUGUGCAUGUGCUCCCAGUGACCAGAGCAGUGGUACCUCCUCUCCUCUUUGUGACAGUGGCUUGCACCUCAACUACCAUCCAAACAACACAGACACGCUUUCCUGCUCCUCGUGGCCCACAUCUCCAGGCCUGCGAUGGGAGAAGCGGUGGUGUGAUCUCAGGCUCAUUCCCCUACUGCACGCCCGCUUCUCCCAGUACGUGCCCGGGACUGACCUGAGCCGGCAGAACGCUUUCCAGGUUGUUGCUGUGGAUGGAGUCUGCAGUGGAAUUCUUCAGUGCCUCUCUGCUGAAGACUGCAUGGAUUGGCUCCAAGCAAUAGCAGCCAACAUUUCAAACCUCACAAAGCACAAUAUCAAAAAAAUCAACAGAAAUUUCCCUGUAAACCAGCAGAUAGUCUACAUGGGAUGGUGUGAAGCCCGGGAGCAGGAAUCCCUCCAAGACAGGGUUUAUACACCUGUGUUUCUUGCCCUGAGGGGCUCCUGUCUCUACAGGUUCCUGUCACCACCAGUGACCACUUGGGACUGGACGCGAGCAGAGAAAACCUUCUCUGUGUGUGAGAUCAUGUGCAAGGUUCUCAAGGACAGUGAUCUGCUGGAUCGACGGAAACAUUGCUUCACUAUGCAGUCUGAGUGUGGGGAGGACCUCUACUUUUCUGUGGAGUUGGAGAGUGACCUUGCCCAAUGGGAACGAGCCUUCCAAACAGCCACCUUCCUGGAAGUGGAGCGGAUACAGUGCAAGACUUAUGCAUGUGUGCUGGAGAGUCACCUAAUGGGACUCACUAUUGACUUCAGCACAGGCUUCAUCUGCUUUGAUGCAGCAACAAAGGCUGUACUUUGGAGGUAUAAAUUUUCUCAACUUAAAGGCUCAUCAGAUGACGGCAAAAGCAAAAUCAAAUUUUUGUUUCAGAAUCCAGAUACUAAGCAGAUUGAAGCAAAGGAGUUGGAAUUUUCAAAUUUAUUUGCUGUUCUUCACUGUAUUCAUUCAUUUUUUGCUGCCAAAGUAGCCUGUUUGGACCCUCUGUUUUUAGGUAAUCAGGCUGCUGCUUCUGCUGCUUCAAGCUCUGCUCCUACAAGCAAAGCAAAACACAUGGCUUGAUGUGCUGAUCUCUGCCUGACAGUCCUCAGGGUCACUUGGAUAGACUAUGCUACCACAAGGUCAACAGUGGCGUCAGACUGCAACUGAAGCAGGAGAAAAGUCAGGAGGCAUCUGCCACUGGUCUUACCCUGGCACACAUCUGCAAAUGACCCUGGACGGGCAGAGCAGCCUAUUCUUUCUCCAUAUAUCUCUAAAACGAGAUGGUUGCCACCAUGUAGGGUGACAAAGAAAUGAUCGGUGUAAAGUAUGUAAAUAGUAUAAAAAUUGUAAGCUACCUAUAAAUAAAAAUAUUAAUUACACGGCUAUUUCUCUAUUUUAGAUUAUUUUGUACGACAAAUGCAUAUUGGGCCACAUUAUGAACCCUAUCAUUGUAUUAUGAGUGUAAAGAAGUUAAAAAAAAUUAAGAGCAAGGCAAGUAGCAUGCAAAAAGCAAACAAGCAACAACAAAAAACCGAACAAAGGACUUCAAAGACAGAAGGGUCUUACUUUUCUCAUGGUACUCCCUGUAUUUCCAUCUCACCAUUCCACAUGAGCACUCCGGUUGUGUUUAUAUGAUUGUAAAUUAUUCUUCAGCAUAAAUAAAGACAAUUACAUUGGCCUGUGAUAACACAGUAAGAAAUUAAACAUUACCUUUUCAGAAACCGUUCCUAAAAUGUGGUUCUAUUAGAAAAUGGUAUUAGA